Messenger RNA from Salarias fasciatus (jewelled blenny), 4340 nucleotides. It is a transcript of the gene abtb3b, whose product is annotated as BTB (POZ) domain containing 11b. Gene Ontology annotation, molecular function: protein heterodimerization activity. NCBI's taxonomy places the organism in Eukaryota, Metazoa, Chordata, Actinopteri, Blenniiformes, Blenniidae. The coding region runs from base 289 to 3345 and encodes 1018 amino acids. The record is from RefSeq and is a predicted model, not a curated record. The transcript is spliced from 17 exons.
UUCGGUGGGAAUCCAUUGGCUGACAGCUGUUCCCGGUUUGGUCCCGCCUCCAUCUGUCAGGACCGCACUGCUACAGCAGAGACUGUUGAUGCUCUCCAGUCAAAUACUACUCUUUAACUUUAUACUACAGCCCUGGGAGGACUUUCGCGAAGACGCGCCGUAUCAUUUGGUUGCGCAGGACGCGCGCGUCUCCAAACUGCACCGUCGCCUGGGUUUUCCUCCACUUUUCCCACCAGCCCUUCUUUUUUUCUUUUCUUUCUUUUUUUUUUUACACUAUGAAGUGCAGUUAUGGCAAGGAGUAGCAAGUCAGCGGCGAGGACCCUGGAGGAUUUGACGCUAGAUUCGGGUUAUGGUGGAGCCGCCGACUCCUUCAGGUCUUCCAGUGCGUCGCUGUGCUGCUCGGAGGCACAUGGGGGGACUUACUGGCAUCUAACCGACUCGAUGCACAGUCGACACAACAGUCUGGACACUGUCAACACGGUCCUGGUCGAAGACGCCGAGAUCCUGGAGUGCACCGGGCAGUGCGCGAAACUACCCGAGCUUGAGGAUGUGCCGUGGAGCCUCGGGGAAGUGGCGAGCGCGCUGAACAAGGACGAGGAGAUGAGCCUCCCGACCCCCCCGCAGGACGUCCUGCUCCGGCUCUCCGUGCUGGUCAGCCGGGCCCUGGUCAGGGUGGCCAAGGAGGCGCAGCGGCUCAGUUUGCGCUACGCCAAAUGCACCAAAUACGAGAUCCAAAGUGCCAUAAAGAUGGUCCUGUCGUGGAGCGUGUCGGUGAACUGCAUCGGCGCGGCCCUCAGUGCCUUGUCCCUGUACAACAUGAGCACGGAGGAGGACAAGUUCAGCCGCGGCAAGUCGGUGCGCUGCGGGCUCAUCUUCAGCGUGGGCAAGUUCUUCAGGUGGAUGGUCGACAGCAGGGUGGCCGUCAGGAUCCACGAGCACGCGUCCAUCUACCUGGCGGCGUGCAUGGAGAGCCUCUUCCGAGAGGUGUACGCGCGGGUGCUGCGCAAUGCGCUGCUGGAGCGGGAUAACGGAAUCCCCAAGUUGACUGUGGAGAUCCUGGAGCAGGCCGUCAACGGGGAUGCGGAGAUAUGGGGCUCUCUGCAGAGCUGUCAGCACCUCAUCUGCGGGAAGAAUGCAGGCGGUGUUCUCAGCCUACCUGAAGGAGUCUCUCUUCACCGGGACCACCAGCAGCCGCCGCCGCCGCCGCAGCAGCGAGCGGGGAAGAGCGGCGAGGGGAACGCCUACAGCCAGUCUGAGCUGCGCUCUGUGGAGCAGUGCUUACUGGCCACGAGAGUGGGCAGCAUCUCUGAGCUCAGUGAUUUAGUGUCCCGAGCCAUGCACCACCUACAGCCGCUCUAUAUGAAGAACCAGAGCAACGGGACGCCGGUCCACCAGAAGAGCAGCAUGAUUCACUGGGCGCCCGAAGCCAUCUACACGCUGUGCUACUUCAUGCACUGCCCUCAGAUGGAGUGGGAGAACCCCAACGUCGAGCCCUCCAAGGUUACCUUACAGACAGAGAGGCCGUUCCUGGUGCUGCCCCCCCUGAUGGAGUGGGUGCGUGUGGCUGUGGUUCACACGGAGCACAGACGCAGCUUCUCGGUGGACAGUGAUGAUGUUCGGCAGGCCGCCAGGCUGCUGCUGCCUGGAGUGGACUGUGAGCCUCGCCAGCUACGAACGGAUGACUGCUUCUGUGCCUCGAGGAAACUGGAUGCUGCCUCAACUGAGGCAAAGUUCCUGCAGGACCUGGGCUUCCGUAUGCUCAGCUGUGGGCGCACAGACCUGGUGAAGCAGGCCGUCAACCUGCUCGGGCCGGAUGGCAUCAACAGCAUGAGUGAGCAGGGGAUGACCCCGCUCAUGUAUGCCUGUGUCCGUGGAGAUGAGGCCAUGGUCCAGAUGCUGCUGGACGCAGGAGCUGAUAUCAACAGUGAGGUGCCAAACUCAGUGCACAAGCACCCCUCAGUCUUUCCCGAAACGCGGCAGGCGACGCCCCUCACUUUCGCUGUGUUACACGGACAUGUGCCUGUGGUGCAGCUGCUGCUGGAUGCCAAAGCCAACGUGGAGGGAUCCCUGCAGGACGGGCUGGAGAACUACACAGAGACCCCGCUGCAGCUGGCAGCUGCUGCAGGGAACUUUGAGCUGGUGAGUUUGCUGCUGGAGCGCGGGGCCGACCCCAUGGUGGGGACCAUGUUUCGGAACGGCAUCUCCACUGCGCCGCAGGGAGACAUGAACUCCUACAGCCUGGCAGCAGCUCAUGGACACAGAAAUGUGUUUCGUAAGCUUCUGUCUCACACCGAGAAAGGGAAAGGAGACGUGUUGUCCUUGGAAGAAAUUCUUGCAGAAGGUACAGAGCUGGAAAGCAGAAGUUCAUCUCAAAUGGACUUGAUCAGAACUGGAAAAGCCAAACUGAAAGCCCUGAAAGAAGCCAUGUACCACAGCUCUGAGCACGGGCACGUGGACAUCACCAUCGACAUACGGAGCUUAGGGGUGCCGUGGACUCUGCACACCUGGCUGGAGUCGCUGCGCACAAGUUUCCUUCAGCAUCGCAGACCUCUGAUCCAGGGUCUUCUGAAAGAGUUCAGCUGCAUCGAGGAGGAGGAGUACACCGAGGAGCUCAUCACGCACGGCCUGCCGCUCAUGUUCCAGAUCCUCAGAGCGAGCAAGAACGAAGUGAUCAGCCAGCAGCUGUCUGCAAUCUUCACCCAGUGUUACGGCCCUUAUCCCAUCCCCAAGCUGGCAGAGAUCAAGAGAAAGCAGUCAUCUCGUCUGGAUCCUCAUUUUCUGAACAACAAAGAGAUGUCGGAUGUGACAUUUCUGGUGGAGGGAAAGCCGUUUUACGCACACAAAGUCCUGCUCUUCACAGCAUCCAACAGGUUCAAAUCUCUUUUAGCGAACAGACCUUGUGGGGAAAAUACCUGCAUUGAAAUCAGCAAUGUGAAAUACCACAUCUUCCAGCUGGUGAUGCAAUAUCUGUAUUGUGGAGGAGCAGAAGCUCUGCACAUCAGGAACACGGACAUCAUGGAGCUUCUCUCUGCAGCCAAGUUCUUCCAGCUGGAAGCUCUGCAGAGGCACUGUGAGAUUAUAUGCUCAAAGAACAUCAACACGGACACUUGUGUUGAAAUCUACAAUCACACAAAGUUUCUUGACGCUCCAGACCUGGCGUCGUACAUCGAGGGCUACUUCCUGAAGAACAUGGUCGUCCUGAUCGAGCUGGAGCCGUUCAAACAGCUGCUGUACGACACGCCUCCAGAAAGCCCCGGCUGUGACGUCCAGCAGGACCUGGAGAAAACACUCGCCAUCCGCAUUCAGUCCAUCCACCUGUCCUCCUCCAAAGGAUCCAUUGUCUGAACUCCUGACCUCUCGGAUACUCACCAGAGAGCAAUCAGAGACACGGCACUGUGUCGAUAGGCAUCUGAGUUAGAGGUCUUAAAGAGGAAAAAAAUGAGACUAUCCAGUUGUGAUCUUUGUCUCCAUGAAGCUCAUCAGUUGCUAAUAUGCUUCUUGUUAUCUUAGCACAGAUGGUUACGAGUCUGUCUGUCUGCUUUGUUGAUAUAUAUGUCUACUAACAUGACUGUCAUAAGAUAGCUGUAUUAUGCCACAGUUUGCCAAUAACAUAUAUUACUGUAACAAUGCUCUUUGUUUGGCAAAUAAUUCCUCGGCUAAGUAUUAUACUCAGCAACAUGUCGAGUCGAACGGACCAGGUGGGAUUGCAAAAAACUCAGAGGAGGAGUUAUAACGGUCAGAACUCUGUCCCGACUCUGUGUUUUGAGACAAUAGUUUCCCUCAACAAAAUGUGAUAAGCCAUCAGUCUGUUCCUGGAUACGAGGAGAAAUCGCUCCCUCAUGCUGUGAUCAUUUGUUCAAAAAAAAAUUUGGACUUGUACAGAGAAAAGUAUUUGUAUAUUUGUCAGUCACUUAGAUCUAUGCUGAUUACUCUUUGACAAAAUAUAGGACAAAAAAAAAACCUACAAAAAAAGAAAAACCUGACAGAAGGUGUAAUGUGACUGAAGCUCCGGACUUUGGACAACUGGUUGGGAGAGCAGCCUUCCUACAGACUUCCUCCACUACUGUGUAAAUAUGUUCAUAAACAGAGCUAUUGAUAAUGUAAGUUAAUGUAUAUAUAUCCACAGAUGUUUUCUCAUGUGUCUUACUGUUGGAUAUUGCUGUAAAAAUGAAAAACGCAUCUUUUAAAUAUCUGUUUAAAUGUUGCAUGUCCGAGGGAUUGACUUGGGGUUUUUCUGUUCGUUUGUUUGAAGUGUUGAGAGAUUGCAUUGAGGAGCUGCUUUCACAUUUGACAAUAGUUUUGUCUUCAGCAUGGGUCACUAUAAAUGUGUCACAGUCAAA